Molecule: messenger RNA, 771 nt
Organism: Alternaria arbusti
Lineage: Eukaryota; Fungi; Ascomycota; Dothideomycetes; Pleosporales; Pleosporaceae
Exons: 3
Coding region: 1-771 (256 amino acids)
Source: RefSeq, a predicted model, not a curated record
AUGUCUUCUUCGUCCGGAUAUCAGGCCAUGCCAGGCUGGUACUGGCCCGAUGACGCGCCCAAGACAGAACCCGCCCACGCGACAUCCUCCUCCACAGGUUCCACAUCGCAACCGCCACCUUCAGCCACCUCCAACACUAGCGACAACUCUUCAUCGCAGUCGCGCAGCUCAAAACGUACCCACUGGCCGCCCAGACAAUGCAGAAUCUGCCUCGAGACAGUUCAGCCGACAUUCAAUGUUCCCUCACAAAGCCUUCCUGGCUUCUUACAGUCGUCCAACGUUGUGUACGAAGAUGAAAGUGGCCGUCUGAUCCGCCCAUCUGCUCAGGUUGGUUUGACUGCCAUUGUAUUGAUAUCCAUCGUGUUCAUCCUCGGCUUCGUUGCAGAUCCUAUCAUCAACCUGUAUCUGGACCCAUGGAGCUUUUUGUCCCCCUUUUCCUCGUCGGAAUCUGACUACGCUUAUUACUACGAGGAUGAGUCGUCCACUUGGUACGAGCACUUUGCGAAAGGCUUCGCUAGCAUGGGUGUGCUUGGUUUCUUGAAAGUCCUCAUCGCCAGCCCACUGUCUUACUUCAGGAUUGGAGGCGGUCGAGGUCGGACGACUGGUCGAGACAGAUAUGAGCAGGUCAGCUGGAUCAUCAUCCUCAUCGGUGUUGGCACAUUCCUAGCGGCAGUAUACAAAGGAGUCCGUGUAUGGAGUCGCCGAACGCUUGAGAAAGCUGGCGAGCGUGUCAUGGAUGUCCAAGGUGACAAUGACGACGAUGACGAAUAG